Molecule: messenger RNA, 904 nt
Organism: Fukomys damarensis (Damara mole-rat)
Lineage: Eukaryota; Metazoa; Chordata; Mammalia; Rodentia; Bathyergidae
Gene: CUNH8orf88
Product: chromosome unknown C8orf88 homolog
Exons: 6
Coding region: 10-399 (129 amino acids)
Biological process (GO): negative regulation of translational initiation
Cellular component (GO): cytoplasm
Molecular function (GO): eukaryotic initiation factor 4E binding
Source: RefSeq, a predicted model, not a curated record
AGCUAUAAAAUGAAACCAGUAUGGAACCCCAAGGUCUUUAUGACAAUGGAAACCAAAAAAUUGAUUGGUAAAUCACUUCAACCAGCCAGACCUGUUCAUCAUUUGACUUCUUCCUCAGGAGCAGUGUUGCCUUUCAACUUUCAAAGUGAUUAUCAGCGCAACACCCAGUGCUUACAAAGUGGAGUUAGCAGAUGUAAGGUGAAUGGAAAGCAAACCUUUUCUCAAGGUCUUAAUGAAGAGCAGCAACAUCAGCCUCCAGUUAAAAAAGAGAGAAUUAAAUACAGCAGAGAUUUCCUGUUGAAGCUCUCAAGUGUUUCCAUCUGCAGAAAAAAACCAGAUUUUCUGCCUGAUCAUCCCAUUGUACUUCAAACACCAAAAAACACCCAAAAUUUUAAGUAGAAUUUUAAGAACAGACGGAUUUGAAGAUAAUGAAUUAUUUGUUUUAUAUUUUGGACACCAGCAAAUGAAGUGGACCUGGUAACACUACCUAAUUGACCGUGACAAUUGAAUUUAUUUUAAAUUUUGAUGGUUGGAUGUUUGGCUUCUCCUAAAAUGAGAAAGAGAUAUUUUAAACUGUAAAGAUUUUCUAAUCAGAUUUGUAAACAGUUUCCUGCAAAAACUGGGAGGAACACUGGAAAGUAGGAAUUUGGUUAGUGAAGUGGGAAAGACUGUAUUUAUAAUUUGCAUGAUACUUGCAAUUUUUGUUUUUCAUGAGUUGUAAUAAUGGAAUGGAAAUGUAAGCUGUAAAGAUUCUCAAAUAUAAAGUAUUUCUGACAAUGUACGUAAUUUCUCCUUUCUCCGAAAAGUUCCUUUUCUAUUUUCCACUAAUUUCAUACCUACCAGCUCUUGAACAGAUCAUUAUGUUCUCUUUAGAGGUGUAGAAUGAUUCAGGAUGCUCAAUACA